Messenger RNA from Arachis stenosperma, 1051 nucleotides. RefSeq lists its product as uncharacterized. Lineage: Eukaryota; Viridiplantae; Streptophyta; Magnoliopsida; Fabales; Fabaceae. The record is from RefSeq and is a predicted model, not a curated record. The transcript has 2 exons. Bases 123 to 1040 code for a protein of 305 amino acids.
AGUACAAAAACUAUACGCUAUAUGUGGUGCACAUUAAUCCUUAUUCCACCAUUUAUACACUUUUUUUCCAUCAAACUGUUCCCAUUGUUCUUUACCCUUUAUUUUGAAGGAUCUCAGUUAACAUGGAAGCUAGUUUGCUCGCCAACAAUUCCUUCACCAAAUCCACCGAACAACUGAUUCCCACAAUCAGAGCCGGAUCUUUAGCAUUCUCCAAGCAAUCUUCUCAACAACUCCGGUGCAAAAAAGUUAGAGUUCCUUAUCAUAUAUCAUGCUGCCACUCAUCAUCAUCACCAUUAGAUGAUGACAAACCUAUACUGAGUGGUGACUGGAGGGCCUUCAGGGCAAAGCUUGUGGUUGGAGGAGUGCAAUUGCUAAGGACUGAUGAAGCCUCUUCAAUGGCUGAUCCAGACACUGUUGUGGAUCAGCCUCCACUAAUAACCAUUGGUGAUAAAUGGGCCCACAAAAUCCAUGAGCCUGAAAAGGGUUGCAUACUCAUUGCCACUGAAAAGCUUGAUGGGGUCCACAUAUUUGAACGGACGGUGAUCCUUCUUUUGUCAACUGGGCCAUUAGGCCCAUCAGGGAUCAUACUCAACAGACCAUCAUUGAUGUCCAUCAAGGAGACAAGAUCAACAGCUCUGGAUGUAGAGGGCACAUUUUCUAAUAGUCCAUUGUUUUUUGGAGGGCCCUUGGAGGAGGGAUUGUUUUUGGUGAGUCCAAAAGAGGGUAGUGGUGAUGAAAGUGAUGAUGGGGUGGGAAAGAGUGGGGUGUUUGAGGAAGUGAUGAAGGGUUUGUAUUAUGGUGGGAAAGAGAGUGUGGGUUGUGCUGCUGAAAUGGUGAAGAGGAAUGUUGUUGGGCUUGGAGAUUUUAGGUUCUUUGAUGGGUAUUGUGGUUGGGAUAAAGAGCAAUUGAAGGAUGAGAUUAGGGCUGGGUAUUGGACUGUGGCUGCAUGUAGCCCAAGUGUGGUUGGGUUGGCGAGUGUUGGAAGUAUUGGGCUUUGGAAUGAGGUCCUUGGACUUAUGGGUAAAAGGAAGGUUAAGUGAGUAACACGUGU